AAAGAAAAGGAUAAAAACAACAACUAAAAAAAGUCGCCUCUUCCCCGGGGUUGCCACCCAAAGCGGAGCCCGGCUUGGAUCGUGCCCGGGGCUCUGGCUGGAGGUUUUGGGGGGGUCCGUCGCGAGAUGUACCAGAGCUUAGCCAUGGCCGCUAAUCCGGGCCCGCCGGCCUACGAGGGCGCAGGUGGCUUCAUGCACAGCGCGGCUGCAGCGUCGCCCGUCUACGUGCCCACCACGAGGGUCACCUCGAUGCUGCCCAGCCUGCCUUACCUCCAGAGCGGCGGCUCGUCGCAGCAAGGCAGCCCCGUCUCCAGCCACUCCAUCUGGACUCAGCCGGGAGCCGAGAGCGCCGCUUACAACGCGGGAUCUUCCCACCCGCCCGUGUCACCUCGCUUCUCCUUCUCCACCAGCACCCCCAUCCCGGCCACCUCAUCGCGCGAGGCCGCGGCCGCUUACAGCAGCUCCCUGAGCCUCUCUGCUAACGGGAGGGAGCAGUACGGCCGGGGCUUCGGCACCUCCUACUCCGGCCCGUACCCGGCGUACGUGAGCCCCGAAAUGGCCACCACCUGGACUUCCUCGCCCUUCGACAGCCCCAUGCUGCACAACCUGCAGAGCAGAGGGACGCCCGGCGCCGCCAGGCACGCCAACAUCGCAGAAUUUUUUGAUGAUUACUCAGAAGGUCGAGAAUGUGUCAACUGUGGGGCCAUGUCUACCCCACUCUGGAGGAGAGACGGCACAGGGCACUACCUCUGCAACGCCUGUGGCCUCUACCACAAGAUGAACGGCAUCAACCGACCCUUGUUCAAACCUCAGAGGAGGCUGUCGGCUUCCCGCCGCGUUGGCCUCUCCUGUGCCAACUGCCACACGACGACAACCACGCUCUGGCGUAGAAACGCCGAGGGAGAACCAGUCUGUAAUGCCUGUGGACUCUACAUGAAGCUCCAUGGGGUUCCAAGGCCUUUAGCAAUGAGAAAAGAAGGCAUUCAAACACGGAAGCGUAAGCCAAAGAACCUUAACAAAACAAAGACACCAGCAGGUCCAUCCAGCAGCGAGAGUCUUACCCCAACCACCAGCUCCGCUAGCAGCAGCAGCAGCGCCACGACCACUGAGGAAAUGCGCCCCAUAAAAACAGAACCAGGGCUUUCAUCUCAUUACGGGCACCCCAGCCCAAUUUCUCAGGCAUUCUCGGUCUCUGCUAUGUCUGGACACGGAUCUUCUAUUCACCCUGCGAUUUCAGCCCUGAAGCUGUCCCCGCAGGCUUACCAAUCAGCCAUCACCCAGUCUCCACCGACCAGCUCCAAACAGGACUCCUGGAACAGCCUGGUCUUACCUGAAAACCAUGGGGACAUCAUAACUGCAUAAGCUGGUCUUCCUCCCAUGGACUUUGGGCUGAUCUGCUCGAGAAACGACGAAGAUGCCAAGUAAUAAUCAACCUGAUGUUGUUUCCAGCCUCCCCUGCUCUCCUGACUUCCGUCUCCUUGUGAGAUGUUCCAGCAAAGAGGUAAAGAAGACUUCUCGGAGGUGUAGGAGGGCUCUUAUAAAACAGAGAAGACUCCAAUCUCAGCGUAGCUAAUGGAUUUGAAGCAGUUUUUCCCCUUCAAACAAGCAUCUCUUUAUUUGACUCUCACCACCUAUUAUGAAAUGGCCAGAAGCAAAGAUGGACACAGUUACUGGGAUUUGUUUAUUUAAAAACAUCAGGCAUUGACAAUUCAGACAGUGGUGGCACAGAGACACUUGUUUUUUUUCUUCUCUCACCGUCCAUAAGUGAUUCAUUCUUCUUUCCAGAAGAAAACGUUAUCAUCUUAUUAUCCAAACUCAGUGAUCUUCCACCAAACGGAGCCAAUUUCUUGCACAGACUUCAGUAGACAUGCUGUGGUAGAUUUAGUGGAGUUGAUAUAGGGCAAAGAAAAAAGACACUCCCCUUUCCCCCCAAAAAAUGAGCUCACUCUCACUAGAGUGUGCCUUUAUUUUCCUAAAUGGUUUCAAAACCAUAAUGAAUGCCCAUAUUUAAUAACUCUUUUCUAUUUGUCAUUACAAAAUCAUUGAACUGUGUUUCCAAAAGGCUGUUAGAUGAGCCUGGAGAAGGUCUGUCUGUCUGGGGAUUUUAUAAAGGAAACCUUCUGGAAGCGGGUAGAAGAACAUUGGUUAUCAAAUCCUGAAGGAAACUGUGACUCUUCCUUUAAGGAUAGCUACAAGCCAGACUUGGAGAUUAUUCCAGAGCAUAGCAAGUGACAAUUGCUCUUCCAGUGCUGCUGUGCUCUUGUUCUAGAGACAUUUAAUUUAAGUAUGUUUCAUCUUUUUCUAUUUCUGUUGGUUUUGCUGCCAUUGAUGAAAUCUGAUUGCCAUUUAUUUUUGGGUGUACUAUGAGUGCCAUUUUGCUCCAACAACUGGGCCAUGACCAUUCCCCACACAUAACCCUUAAGGAUUUCACUUUCCACAACAAAUAACGUAAUUCUUCAUCUUUGGGAUCUUCAGCUCUCUAAUGGAGGCAAGCAAGGGCCAUUUUCUUUAUUUGCUUGCCUAAAAAAGAAGCACAACUCCUUUUUCAUAUGAGUAUUAAACAAGAGACUGGUGUUCACUCUUGCUCAACACGCUCCCAGCAACCACAGAAUCCUAGAAAAUUGAGCUUGAAGGGAUGCUGAGAGAUCACUGGCUUAUUCCCUUGUCCCAGAGGGAUCAACUCCACCUGAGCUAUCCCUGGUUGUUAUUGUCUAGCACGUGCUUAACAAACUCCAGCAAUGCAAAUGACACAGCCCCCUUUGCAAUCUUUCCCAGUGCUUCUCUAGAUGUUUGCUAGGAUGUUUUCAUCAACAUCUUCAAGGAGGGCGAUGCCUGCUUCUCUAACCAGAGAAUUUGGAGAUUUCUCAUCCAAGCAUGAUUCCCCAUUCUUGUUUCUGUCCAAACUCUCUCUCAUGCUUCCUCUUGCUUUCUCAGCUCUUCUCUUUCCUCUCUGCACUCAGAACGUGAGUAUGGAACCACAGAGUGAAAGUCUAGAAGAGGAAUUGUCCUGAAGUAUAUGAAGUCCUUCUUCUCUUUCUGCUGAACAUUUUUAGAAAGCAUGUUCCCAACCGAGGUACCCAGGUACAUGACUUGGGGAGAAGAACAGCCAUGCACAUGAUUGAAGCAAAAGGAUGGGAUUGUAUUGUCUUUGUCCAAGCUCUCCCUUUUCUCCUGAUGGUAGAGAUGCUUUUUUUACAGAGAAGCAUUCAGCUGGACUUGUCUUGACGGUGACUGGGACUGCAUGGAGUGGAAUCACAGUAGAUGCUUGAACUCCUUCACAUUUUCUCUGCUCUGAGCAGUAACUCAGAUUCACAGGGUUUUGGAGGGCUGUUGGAGUCUCUGCUUCCCAGAGAAGAGCAUAGCAACGAUGCCAGAGGCCUUGCAGGACAAUGUUUACAUCUUGAAGGCCUUCUGGUGGGCUUCUCUGUAGAAGCAUCGUCCUGACUUGGCAAGGAGUGACCUUCACUGGCUUAUGGGAGUCCAAACUCUGGGAGUUUUUUCAAUUCCUCCCUACUAAGACGAUCACAGAAUUUCUGCUCUUACUAAAGCUAAGGCGGGAUCUACCCUCAUUAGUGUGCUUACUAGAGAUAACAAAGAGUCAAUAAAACAUGAAUAAAAUAUUAUACUGAGAUGCUGUGAUGCUGCUGAGGCCUGGUAGGCCAUUGAGAAGCCAGGAUAUGACCCAACAUUCUGUAGACUUGCAUGAGUAUUGUAUCAGGCCCUUGGAGACUUAAUUAAGAUCAAGAGUAAGGGAAAGCAAUGAAAAGAAACUCAGUUCAGAGAAGUUACAAGUUCAAUCACCUGGGGACAAAUAGUACUGAAGAAUAUGAACUUGAGGUGAAGGCAUAAAUGUGUUUGUCCCCAGGCAUGCUGGUUUUUAGCCAGUCUCCUCCUUCAACUACAGUCUUUGGAAUCUGGCUGGGAAUUGAUGUUUGUGACUGGAUGUCUCCCCAGGUUCUGCUUGGCUAAACGCUCACAUUUUGGGAUACCACUGCAGGCAGCCUGAGGGGGAGGGAAACAGGUAACCUCUGGGAGAUGGGGCUAAGAUCCUGACCAAACACAUGUAGCAUAUCUCUCUCUGUGCUGGUGGUCCCAGGUGCUCUGUCUACCUUGCCCUAUUACUGUGCUCCUCCUACAGCCCUCAAAGCCAAAUGCCUUGGCAGAAACUUUAUUCUGCCCUUAAUACACACUCCGAGGUGCCAUGAGGAAGUGUUUUCGAAAUGCAAGAGGGAAACCUCCCCACAGGGCAUGAGCCUGGUGAUUGCCUGGCUUAUGCCACCUCAGAUUCUCUAGACAACCAUGGCAGAGCUUUAUUAACUGGUUCUCAGCCUUCCUUAAAGACUUAAAAAUGGUUCUUAGCAAAGAGUGAGGAGCUUUUACAAGAAUUUUGAUUACAAGACAGACAUCUGCUUUGAAACGGUGGAGCUCUGGAGCUGUGAGGACAAUCUGGUUCUCCUGAGGGACAGAAACGAGCUCUUUUGUCCCUCUUUUCCACUGUGUACAAUCGAGGUUCAGAUACUCCUGGUUCUGCUAUUCCUUUCAUUGUUGCAGACCUAUUUUUGACCCAGAACUUUCUGCUCAUACUCUGUACAACACUGAUAUUAAGAUGGUGAGAAACUGACUUCAGAUGGGGUACCACUGUGCUUGGUACUACACAAACAUACCAUAAUAGGUGGGUCCUCUCUUAGGGAGCUUAUAGUAACAGAAUUAGGGAAUAAUUUAAGUCAAAAGUGACUAGAUGAGGUUGUUCAGAGCCUGAUCAGUCAGGUUUUGAAUAUCUCCAAGGAUGGAAACUCUCCAUGUACUUGUUCCAGUGUUUGACCACUCUCAUGGCGGAUUUUUUCCCCAAUAAAUUUUAAUUAAUAUCAAAAGGUAAAACUGUUUAGAAAUUGAUUGCUCAGGCUGCAGACUCCCACAUGAGUCCUUUACUGCAAGAGGCUGAACACUGACUGCAAAUCCAUAGAGCCCCUUGAGCAGGUAGGAGCUGGAAUGGCCAGCACAGGAUAAGAAAUACUAGAAGUAACAGAUCUGGAAAUACGCACAGGACAUAUGACAAAAUGAUGGUAUGAAAUUGCUACCAUUUUCAGUGUAUUUAGCUCA
Messenger RNA from Nothoprocta perdicaria, 5100 nucleotides. RefSeq names its product GATA binding protein 4 (gene GATA4). Bases 127 to 1362 code for a protein of 411 amino acids. The transcript is spliced from 6 exons. Lineage: Eukaryota; Metazoa; Chordata; Aves; Tinamiformes; Tinamidae. Gene Ontology annotation, cellular component: nucleus. Gene Ontology annotation, molecular function: RNA polymerase II cis-regulatory region sequence-specific DNA binding; DNA-binding transcription factor activity, RNA polymerase II-specific; zinc ion binding. The record is from RefSeq and is a predicted model, not a curated record. Gene Ontology annotation, biological process: cell fate commitment; negative regulation of transcription by RNA polymerase II; positive regulation of transcription by RNA polymerase II.